AUAAAGUCUACUCGUUCUCAAGAACAUAUACUAAAAUGAAGCCAAGUUUAUCCUUUAGUGAAAAGAAACAAGUCGUCUCGGAUAAUAAAGUUCUCAAUUAAAGUUGUCAUUGCACAGAUUGCGGAGGCAAGAUUCACAAGAAAUUACUCUCAAAAUAAGACAAUGAUCAAUUUCCACUUGAUAAGAUCAUCAAAAUCAAGCAUUCGGAAUAGGAUAAAACUCCAACCAAUUUGGAAACACUUCUUCGUUCUAGUGGGAAUCCAUCUAUGUAUCUAUAAAUUAUAUCCUCAGCCAUACUCCUAUGAAUGUAAGUAAGACAAGGACAAAAUUUAAGCCCAUCACUCACAUCCUUUAAAUGGUACAUGUGAAAAGCGUGUUAUCAAAGUUAGUAAAUUCUCAACCGAUCAAACAAUAAUAAUAAGCAUUUUAAUCAUCUCCUCAAACUCUCUCUGAUUUUACUUCGAAGCUUCAGGGAUUGAAGAUUUUUGAACCAAAAGAUAUACAAACUCCUGUGAUUGGAUAAAGAUUGAAAACUGAACCAUUUUUAUAAAAUUAGCAAUAGCUGCAAUAAAUUGAUACAAAAAAGUUUUAUUAUCCAAGAGUCUCUAGAAUAAGCUAAAUAGGAGCAUCAAGUCUUCUAAAUUCUUCAGAAGCAAUUGAUAAGAAACCUGUGAAUAAAUUAGUUGCUUUAACUAGUAGAUAUAAAUCUCCAGAUAAUCUAAAAAUAAGGACAUUAUCUUAAAGAAUUCAAUGUACUUACUUCAAAAAAUCAGAUUCGAAACUCAAAGACAUUGUAAAGAGACACAAUUGA
This is a messenger RNA of Paramecium octaurelia, 811 nucleotides long. The record is from the annotation of a GenBank genome assembly. NCBI's taxonomy places the organism in Eukaryota, Ciliophora, Oligohymenophorea, Peniculida, Parameciidae.